Molecule: messenger RNA, 1971 nt
Organism: Pistacia vera
Lineage: Eukaryota; Viridiplantae; Streptophyta; Magnoliopsida; Sapindales; Anacardiaceae
Exons: 4
Biological process (GO): DNA integration
Molecular function (GO): nucleic acid binding
Source: RefSeq, a predicted model, not a curated record
AUGUCGUGGAUCCAUGGUUGGCCCAAUAUUACAUUGUACGGAGAAGGAUAUAACCAGAUUGUCAUCGCUCUUGAGGAUCAAGAAAAGACUACCUUCACUUACCCCUACGGCACCUUUGCUUACCGAAGAAUGCAUUUUGGGUUAUGCAAUGCACCAGCAACAUUCCAAAGAUGCAUGAUGUCAAUCUUUGGAGACAUAGUGGAACGGUUUAUAGAAGUCUUCAAGGAUGACUUCUCAGUUUUCGGUUCAUCAUUUGAUAGCUGUCUAACUAAUCUCUCUUUUGUUUUGUAGCGAUGUAAGGAGACGAACUUGGUGGUCAAUUGGGAGAAGUGUCACUUCUUGGUCCAAGAGGGAAUAGUGCUGGGGUUUUACAGACGCUUCAUAAAGGAUUUUUCUAAGAUUUCUAAACCCCUCUGCAAUUUGUUAAAUAAAGAUGUUGUUUUUUACUUUAACGAUGAUUGCAUGCAUGCCUUUCUAACUCUAAAAAAAUUAUUAGUAUCUGUACCUAUUAUUGCAGUUCCCGAUUGGGGACUACCCUUCGAAUUGAUGUGUGAUGCUAGUGAUUUUGCUUUAGGGGUAGUUUUAGGACAAAGGAAAAACAAAGUGUUGCAUGUAAUUCAGUAUGCUAGCAAAACACUCGUUGAUGCACAAUUGAUUUACACCACCACUGAAAAAGAACUGUUGGCUGUAGUUUUUGCUUUUGACAAGUUUUGUUCUUAUUUGUUAGGUGCAAAGGUGAUCGUCUACACGGACCAUUCAGCACUCAGGCACCUAUUGGCAAAGCAAGAAGCAAAACCUCGGCUGAUACGCUGGAUUUUACUACUUCAGGAGUUUGAGUUGGAAAUUUGAGACAAUAAGGGGUCAAAAAAUGUGGUGGCUGAUCACUUGUCGAGGAUUGAGAGACCAAUCAAGGGAAACGAGGAGGAAAUGCCAAUUAGAGAAACAUUUCCAGAUGAGAAAUUGAAGAGAGUGGAGGAAGCACCAUGGUAUGCGGAUUUUGCAAACUAUUUGUCAUCAAGGGUGCUCCCAAGUGGUAUGACAUACCAACAAAAGAGAAAAUUCUUCUCAGAUCUUUUUUAUGUGUGGGGGAUUGAUUUCAUGGGUCCCUUCCCAAGUUCUUUUGGGAACACAUAUAUAUUGGUAGCGGUGGAUUACGUGUUGAAGUGGGUUGAGGCAGUUGCAUUGUUGACUAAUGAUGCUAGGGUAGUGAUUAAGUUUGUGAGAAAGAAUAUUUUCUCAAGGUUUGGGGUACCACGGGCAAUCAUUAGUGAUGGAGGAUCUCACUUUUGCAAUAGGCAAAUGGAUGCACUGUUGAGUAAGUAUGGAAUGACACAUAGAGUUGCAACACCUUACCAUCUACAAACAAGCGGGCAAGUGGAACUGUCGAAUAGAGAACUAAAGGGGAUUUUAGAAAAGACAGUUAAUGCAUCUAGGAAAGAUUGGUCACGGAAGCUGGAUGAUGCGCUUUGGGCAUACCGAACCGCUUUUAAGACUCCGAUCGGUAUGUCUCCAUUUAGGAUGGUUUAUGGGAAAGCAUGCCACUUGCCCGUAGAACUCGAGCAUAAAGCAUAUUGGGCAGUCAAGCAGCUAAACAUGGACUUGAAAGCUGUUGGAGAAGAAAGGAUAUUGACUUUGAACAAACUCGAUGAGUUUCCUCUCGAUUCAUACGAGAAUGCCCGGAUUUACAAGGAGAAGACAAAAAGGUGGCAUGACAAGCAUAUCUGGAAGAAGGACUUUGAAGUAGGGCAGAAGGUGUUGUUGUUCAAUUCUAGACUCAGGCUUUUUCCUAGAAAACUGAAGUCUAGAUGGUUCGGACCGUUCACAGUGACAAGAGUUCAUCCAUACGAAGCGGUGGAAGUGUCACAUGAAGAAAAGGGCACCUUUACAGUAAAUGGACAGAGAUUGAAGCCCAACAUAGUUGGGAUGAUAAGUUGCAAAUCCAUCCCAAUCCGGCUUGACAUCCCAACCUGA